This is a messenger RNA of Carica papaya (papaya), 3663 nucleotides long. The record is from RefSeq and is a predicted model, not a curated record. Lineage: Eukaryota; Viridiplantae; Streptophyta; Magnoliopsida; Brassicales; Caricaceae.
UUUCGCAGUGAGACUUGAAUAGCCAGCCAAUAAGCCAAGUAAUUCUAGAAACUGGCACGCAGCCCUAGGUCUCAUAAGCUCUCCACACGCCUCUCCCUCUCUUUUUCUCUCUCAAAUACUGCAUCGUCGUCAUCAUCUAACCGGCCUGAGUUUCUGUUGAUAGCUCCUUCUUUAAUCCCUCUGUUCUUAUCUCUGAGCGCCAUCCUUAUCUGUUGCUUCAUUUGUUUGUUUCUGUUCAUCUUGUGAAUGCGUGAUCGUCAUGUAUAUAACGGGUUCAUUCUCAGCUUAUACACUGCUCAGAGCUUCUAGGGCAAGGCUUUACUCUUCCUCCCUCUCCUCCUCUUUUAAGUCAUUAUCUCCUUCUCUGCCUCCUAAAUCUGCUUCUCCCUCCCUCAUCAAUCACCGAUCUCUCAGUUCUACUGCUGCUCGAUCCCUCUGGUGUUCUGUUCCCCGCUGGAGCCACCGCUUAGAUUGGAGGUCUACCCUCAGCCUUCGCGCACAGAUCAGAGCCGUUGCUCCCGCCAUCGAACGGCUCGAGAGAAAGUUCGCUACCAUGGCUUCUGAACACGCCUACAAGGAUAUCUUAACUAGUCUCCCCAAGCCAGGAGGUGGCGAGUUUGGAAAGUUCUACAGACUUCCGGCGCUGAAUGAUCCAAGAAUUGAUAAACUACCAUACUCCAUCAGAAUCCUUCUUGAGUCUGCAAUUCGUAAUUGUGACAACUUUCAAGUCACUAAGGAAGAUGUGGAGAAGAUUAUUGAUUGGGAAAAUACAUCUCCAAAGCAAGUUGAAAUCCCAUUCAAGCCUGCUCGUGUUCUCUUGCAGGAUUUUACGGGGGUGCCAGCUGUUGUUGACCUUGCUUCUAUGCGUGAUGCUAUGGAAAAACUUGGAAGUGAUUCUGCCAAGAUCAACCCUUUGGUUCCUGUAGAUCUUGUAAUUGAUCAUUCAGUUCAAGUUGAUGUAGCAAGAUCAGAAAAUGCUGUUCAGGCAAAUAUGGAGCUUGAAUUUUCUAGGAAUAAGGAGAGGUUUGCUUUCCUUAAAUGGGGUUCUACUGCUUUUCAAAACAUGCUUGUUGUUCCUCCUGGUUCUGGUAUUGUGCAUCAGGUUAAUCUGGAAUAUCUUGGACGAGUUGUUUUCAAUACCGAUGGUAUACUCUACCCUGAUAGUGUGGUUGGAACUGAUUCUCAUACAACUAUGAUUGAUGGACUAGGAGUUUCUGGUUGGGGAGUUGGAGGUAUUGAAGCUGAGGCAGCAAUGCUUGGCCAGCCCUUGAGUAUGGUGCUGCCUGGUGUUGUUGGGUUCAAGCUCUCUGGAAAGCUACGAAAUGGUGUUACCGCUACAGACUUGGUUUUAACUGUGACACAAAUGUUGAGGAAGCACGGCGUUGUUGGAAAAUUUGUUGAGUUCUAUGGGGGUGGUAUGGGUGAACUGUCAUUGGCUGACAGGGCCACUAUUGCUAAUAUGUCUCCUGAAUAUGGUGCAACCAUGGGAUUCUUCCCUGUAGACCAUGUUACUCUACAAUACCUCAAGUUGACUGGAAGAAGUGAUGAAACUGUGGCUAUGAUUGAAGCAUAUCUUCGUGCAAACAAUAUGUUCGUUGAUUACAGUGAGCCCCAACAAGAGAGAGUGUACUCAUCAUAUCUAGAGCUGAACCUUGCGGAGGUUGAACCUUGUGUUUCAGGACCAAAGAGACCCCACGACAGGGUUCCUUUGAAAGAGAUGAAAGCUGAUUGGCAUGCAUGUCUUGAUAACAAGGUUGGGUUCAAGGGCUUUGCUGUACCAAAAGAAGUACAGGACAAAGUGGCAGAGUUUUCAUUCCAUGGACAGCCAGCAGAGCUCAAGCAUGGCAGUGUUGUUAUUGCAGCAAUCACAAGUUGCACAAAUACAUCAAAUCCUAGUGUCAUGUUGGGGGCGGCUCUUGUUGCGAAAAAGGCUUGUGAGCUUGGUUUACAGGUGAAACCUUGGGUGAAAACAAGUCUUGCCCCAGGCUCAGGAGUUGUUACAAAAUAUUUACUCAAGAGUGGAUUGCAAAAGUAUCUUAAUCAACAGGGCUUCCAUAUUGUUGGAUAUGGCUGUACUACAUGCAUUGGAAAUUCUGGAGAAUUGGAUGAGUCAGUUGCUUCUGCUAUAUCGGAAAAUGAUAUCGUGGCAGCAGCUGUGUUGUCUGGGAACAGGAAUUUUGAAGGACGUGUUCAUGCCCUAACAAGGGCCAACUACCUUGCUUCACCUCCUUUAGUUGUUGCCUAUGCUCUUGCUGGCACGGUUGACAUUGACUUUGAGAAGGAGCCAAUUGGAACCGGAAAAGAUGGGAAGAGUGUCUUUUUCAAGGAUAUCUGGCCAACCUCGGAGGAAAUUGCAGAGGUUGUUGAGUCCAGUGUUUUGCCUGACAUGUUCAAGAGUACUUAUGAGUCUAUCACAAAAGGAAAUCCAAUGUGGAAUCAACUAUCAGUACCCUCUUCUACCUCAUAUUCGUGGGACCCAGAUUCAACCUACAUUCAUGAGCCACCAUACUUCAAGAACAUGACCAUGGAUCCUCCUGGUCCCCAUGGAGUGAAGGAUGCCUAUUGCUUGCUUAACUUUGGUGACAGUAUUACAACAGAUCAUAUUUCUCCAGCUGGAAGCAUCCACAAGGACAGUCCUGCUGCGAAGUAUCUUCUUGAGCGGGGGGUUGAACGCAAGGACUUCAAUUCUUAUGGAAGCCGCCGCGGCAAUGAUGAAAUAAUGGCUAGGGGAACCUUUGCCAAUAUCCGUCUUGUCAACAAGCUCUUAAAUGGAGAAGUUGGUCCGAAGACAUUUCACAUUCCUACUGGAGAGAAACUCUAUGUGUUUGAUGCAGCAAUGAGAUACAAGAGUGCUGGGCUGGAUACCAUUAUUUUGGCUGGGGCCGAGUAUGGAAGUGGUAGCUCCCGGGAUUGGGCUGCUAAGGGUCCAAUGUUAUUGGGAGUUAAAGCUGUUAUUGCCAAAAGUUUUGAGAGAAUUCAUCGCAGUAAUCUGGUGGGAAUGGGUAUCAUUCCACUUUGUUUUAAGGCUGGUGAGGAUGCAGAUACACUAGAAUUGACUGGACAUGAACGUUACAACAUAGAUAUCCCAAGCAAGAUUACCGAAAUAAGGCCUGGCCAAGAUGUGACUGUCACAACAGACACAGGAAAAUCUUUCAUCUGCACGGUUCGCUUUGACACAGAGGUGGAAUUGGCUUAUUUCAAUAAUGGAGGAAUACUUCCAUACGUUAUUAGAAACUUGAGCAAACAGUAAACUAUCAUUCAAGGUGUUUGCUCCAUUCAACAGAGUUUUGUGAACACUAAAACGCAGUGAAGAGAAUAAAGUUGCUAAAUAACAGAAAGUCCGUUUGAGGGGACCGGAUGUAUCAUUUUUUCCCCUGACAUUUCAAGUUUGCGGCUGGACAGACCUGAUUUGGUCUGUCAACAAGUGAAGAUCGUAAUUUUUAUGAAUAUAUUCCAGUGCGAAUCAUUUUGCACUGGUUGAAUUUCUGCCUUGUCUUCGGGGCUUUAAUUUAAGUUUCUUAACAUGGAAGGUAAUCUUCCAUGAGGCUCGAGAAUUUUGUAUUAGGUUUGCAGAUUUUGUAUGAGCCUUUGUUACUUAAAAAAAAAAUGCCUUAAAUAUGUAAAAAAGCUACAAUUCUAACAAUAUUUCCUUUUACGCUCCAA